AUGUCGACAAUCGGGCGAACGCUGAGCAACCUGCGCAAGGUUGGCAUCAAGGACUACUUCCGCCAGAUGCUGGUACGUGACUAUCUCGACCCCACGUUUGACUGGCGAUGUUCGACGGCCAUGAUCAUGCUGACUGAUUUCGUUUCACGCACUCAGUAUAUCGGUGAUACAAAAGCCGGCCGCCUCAUCGGGACCGACCGUGCGGGCAACAAGUUCUUCGAGAACAACGAGGAGCUACCUCUUCGCACCCGCUGGGUCGAGUACGCACAGCACGACUACGAUGCGGGCCAAAUUGACCCGGGCUGGCACGCCUGGAUCAGCUACAGCGUCGACAAGCCGCCUACCGAGGACGCCCUCAUGCAGGUUGGCAAGAGGUCCUUUGAGAAGCCCGGUCCGAUUUUCAACUGGACCCAGACACGGGGUGCCUUCAAGACCUACAGCACGACGAAACCCAAGCUGAGGACCUGGGAGCCGGAAGCUGCGCCAAGGACAUAG
Drechmeria coniospora is the source of this 495-nucleotide messenger RNA. RefSeq names its product NADH dehydrogenase. Lineage: Eukaryota; Fungi; Ascomycota; Sordariomycetes; Hypocreales; Ophiocordycipitaceae. The coding region runs from base 1 to 495 and encodes 164 amino acids. The transcript has 4 exons. Gene Ontology annotation, biological process: response to oxidative stress; mitochondrial respiratory chain complex I assembly. Gene Ontology annotation, cellular component: membrane. The record is from RefSeq and is a predicted model, not a curated record.